CAGGAGCGCCAUCGUCGAGAGCAUAGGCCAGCUGCUGAGCGCGCAGGGAAAGAAACUGCCGAAGGGCGCCGUCUGCGGCACGCGUGCGGGUGGCGAGGAGGACGCGCAAGCGGGAGACGACGCGGCGGCAUCUGCGGCUGGCCCCGGGGAUCUCAUACCGCUUGCCGACGCCGAAGGCGCAGCGCCAAGCCGUGGCGCUGGUCGCGGAGCGGGCGGCGAUUCGCAUUUCAGCAUCGCGGAGGCCACCAGGAAGGACCUGAUGGAGACGCUCAUGACGCGCUCGCUGGACAAGAGCGUUUGGGUGCGCUACCGAGCGCUGCAGACACUCAACCUCCUGGCCUCUAACACCGGUGCGAACGGGCUGCCGCGUGACCAGUGGUCGCGCGUGUUGGGGAUCGCGACCCGCCGCAUGCAGGACUCCGCCAGUAUGACUCGGAAAGCUUCCAUGCAGCUGACCACAAAGUUGAUCGCAAAUCAUCCGUACGGCCCCGCGCUGCAGGGCGCCGGCGACGAGCGCGACAAGGCCGAGAAGUUGCUGCGGGAGGUGCAGGCGCGCUUUCAGAAGUUGCAGGCCGAGGAGAUCGCCGACGCCGAGCAAGAGGCCGCAGGAGUUGCCGACGACGCGCAGCAAGCUGAUGACGCGGAUGUCGAGGAGGCCCCGACGAAGGUCCGCCGCUUGAUGAAGAAGACGGUGACUGACAUGUCCAUCCAGGCCGAGGUCGACCAGGUCCUCGCCGACGCCGACGAGGGUGGUGCCCGCCAGGACGAGCGCAACAGGCAGCGUGAGGCCCUGGUGCGCAUGCAGGACUGCUACACGCAGCGCCUCAAG
Prorocentrum cordatum is the source of this 829-nucleotide messenger RNA. Lineage: Eukaryota; Dinophyceae; Prorocentrales; Prorocentraceae. The record is from the annotation of a GenBank genome assembly.